UUCAUUUAUUCAUAAAUUUGCAAAUUACCGUUGCGACACUUCCGGAACAUGUGUUUUCGCGCUUCCGUCACUCCAUUGACGCAUGAAUCCAUGAAUUGGUAAUUUCCCCAGCACUCCUGUCAACGAACCGUUAAAUAAAUCAUAAAGAUGCCUUCUGACGCUAAAAAAAAGAGAGAUCAAAAGAAAAAAGAUGCUGCAAAAGGCAAAAACAAAAAGACCCCUUCAAAAGAAAAUGGUGUAGCUGAAUUAAAUGGAGAUGCAGAAGAAAACGGAUAUACAAACGGAGUAACAGCUAAUGGAAAUGCAGUAAAUGAAAUGGAAGAGGAACUGGAAGCCAUGACAUUAUUGGCGAAACACAGAGCUUGUACAGGAGUGUUGGCUUCCCAUCCUGACAGUCGUGAUGUCCACAUACAUAACUUAUCCAUUACUUUCCAUGGUGUCAUAUUGCUGGAUGAUACCAAACUUGAGUUAAACGUUGGAAGAAGAUAUGGUCUUAUAGGUCUUAAUGGUUGUGGUAAAUCCUCCUUGCUGUCAGCCAUAGAGAAUCGUGAAAUACCUAUACCAGAGCAUGUUGAUAUCUUUCACCUGCGUAGAGAGAUGGCACCUAGUGAAAAAACAGCAUUACAAGCUGUUUGUGAUGUAGAUAAAGAGAGAAUACGUUUAGAACAUGAAAGCGAAGUUCUAGCAACUAAAGAUGAUCAAGAAUCCCAUGACCGAUUACUGGAUAUCUAUGAGAGAUUAGAUGAUAUGGAUGCUGACAAAGCUGCUGUGGCUGCAGCUUUCAUUCUUCAUGGUCUUGGUUUCACUAAAGACAUGCAGCACAAGAAAGUGAAGGACUUCUCUGGAGGAUGGAGAAUGAGGAUCAGUUUAGCAAGGGCAUUGUUUAUCAGACCAUCACUGUUACUGUUGGAUGAACCUACAAAUCAUUUAGAUCUUAAUGCUUGUGUAUGGUUGGAAAAUGAACUCAGCAAUUACAAAAGAAUACUAGUAAUGGUGUCGCAUUCUCAAGAUUUCCUGAAUGGAGUUUGUACAAACGUAAUACACAUGCAGAAUAACAAACUAAGAUAUUUUGGUGGUAACUAUGACACCUUUAUGCAAACAAGAAUGGAAUUGGAAGAAAAUCAAAUGAAAAAAUAUAAAUGGGAACAGGAUCAAAUAUCACAUAUGAAGAACUAUAUAGCAAGAUUUGGACAUGGUAGUGCAAAGUUAGCCAGACAAGCCCAGAGUAAAGAGAAAACCCUGAAGAAAAUGGUUGAUAGUGGACUGACAGAGAGAGUUACUCAAGAUAAAGUGUUAUGUUUUUCAUUUCCUCCAUGUGGUAAAAUACCUCCUCCAGUGAUAAUGAUACAACAUGUCAGCUUCAAGUAUGAAGAUGAUAAGCCUCAUAUAUAUAAGGACCUUGACUUUGGCUUUGAUUUAGAUACAAGAGUGGCUUUAGUAGGACCAAAUGGUGCUGGCAAGUCUACACUCCUGAAACUUGUUGUUGGAGAGUUGGUACCCACAGAAGGAAUUAUCAGGAGAAAUUCUCAUUUGAAGAUAGGCAGAUAUCAUCAGCACUUGGCUGAGGCCUUAGAUCUAGAGCAGUCUGCUUUAGAAUGGAUGACAAGAUGCUUCCCAGAUGUCAAAGAGAAAGAAGAGAUGAGACGUAUUAUUGGACGGUUUGGAUUAACAGGACCACAACAGAUUUGUCCAAUUAAAAAUUUAUCUGAUGGCCAGCGGUGUCGUGUCAUAUUUGCUUGGUUGGCAUGGCAAAACCCUCAUAUACUGUUACUUGACGAACCUACAAAUCAUUUAGAUCUUGAGACAAUAGAUGCAUUAGCUGAUGCUAUCAAUGAUUUUGAAGGAGGAUUAAUUCUAGUUAGCCACGACUUCAGACUUAUAUCUCAGGUGGUGGAAGAAAUCUGGAUUUGUGAGAAACAAACUGUUACUAAGUGGGAAGGAGAUAUCUUUAGUUACAAAGAAGCAUUGACUAAAAAGGUCAAGAAAGAUAAUGCAAAAAUGUUAAAAAAUAUAUGAGUAUGAAAUUUAGGGAAAACAUUUUGUGAUAUUUAUUUAUAAACAAUUUUUACUGCAAUUUAAAACCUGAUGGUAAUAUGUUUUCAUCAGCAGGGCUUGUACAUCAUCCUAAUAUGUGAUUUUAUUUGACAAACUGUUCCUUAUAAAAUAGACGAAUCUCCUGACGAUAUUUGUUUAGUGACACUGUAAUCAAUGCUAUGGAAUAUUAAUAUACAUAAUAGGGAAUAUUAUAUAUGAUUGGUGUCAACUGCCAUAAAACCUAUCUAAAGACCUACAGCAACAUCAUACAAGGCAUCAAUAAGUAAUAUAAUUGUACCAUAUUUUCUUUAUAGCUAAAAAUUUAUUUUUAUGUGUUUUAGCAUGAAAGAACAUCUUAUUAGUAUUGUCAAUGCAUUAACAUGUUAUAGUAAACUUCUGUAAAAUUUGACAGUUUAAAAAAAUAAGUAUAAAAUGUAAAUGCAAAUAAAAUGUCUCAAAAUAGUGUAAAAUAGACAUUGAAUAUCAGUGUGAUGUGUUGUUGUAUUUCUUCUCUGACACAUUGAUGCAUUCAAACUUCAUGCUUGGUGUCAUACCAGUCUUAUAAAUUAUUUCAGUAAAAUGCUGUCACUUCUUUUAUAGAAUUGUAUUAAAUUGUGAACAAAGGACAUUUUUCCUUUACUUGUAUUUUAUUUAUUGUAAUGUUUGAUAGGUGACAGAUUUUAUUGGUUUCAGUAAUGUUUUUAUUUUCCUGAUUUCUGUUACAUAUUUUGCUCUUGAUUUCAGCAAUGAGAUUUCAUAAAAUAUUACAAUACUUGUUAACAAUAUUACUAUUUUAUAUGCCAUCUCCACUACUGUAUGUCAUCAAUGAUAAUUAAUGGUUUCAAAUGUUAAAAAAAUAAAACAAAACAAAAAAAUCAGUAUUUCUAAAAGAUACAAUGAUUCAAAUGUUCACACAGAGUUAAUGUAUAAUUUGAUAUUAAGAUCUUUAAAAUUUCUUUUUUGAGAAAAACGUGAUGAAAGUCUUGUUGUAUUUCUAUGUAAAAGAACAAAUCAAAUUAUACAAUAUACAGUUGUACUGUUCAUAUGAACUUGUGUAAUAUUAUUUUGGAAUUAAACUUUGAAUUUUUAUAA
Mytilus trossulus (common blue mussel) is the source of this 3126-nucleotide messenger RNA. RefSeq names its product ATP-binding cassette sub-family F member 2-like. The transcript has 14 exons. Gene Ontology annotation, molecular function: ATP binding; ATP hydrolysis activity. NCBI's taxonomy places the organism in Eukaryota, Metazoa, Mollusca, Bivalvia, Mytilida, Mytilidae. Bases 148 to 2016 code for a protein of 622 amino acids. The record is from RefSeq and is a predicted model, not a curated record.